GCGGCGCGGGGCGGACCCCGUCCAGGCUGGCCGCCGCCUUUGCCAACUCGCGCGCCCGCCCGGCUCAGUCCCUCCUCUCGCUGUCCUGCCACAUCUUCCUCUGCCUCCCAUUCGAGGGACCAUGUCGCGGCUCAGCUGGGGAUACGGCGAACACAACGGUCCUAUUCAUUGGAAUAAAUUUUUCCCGAUUGCUGAUGGGGAUCAGCAAUCUCCAAUUGAGAUUAAAACCAAAGAAGUGAAAUAUGACUCUUCCCUGCGACCUCUGAGUAUCAAGUAUGAUGCAAACUCAGCCAAAAUCAUCAGUAAUAGUGGCCAUUCCUUCAGCGUUGACUUCGAUGACACAGAAGACAAAUCAGUUCUGCGUGGGGGUCCUCUCACUGGAAACUACAGGCUGCGGCAGUUUCACCUGCAUUGGGGGUCUGCUGAUGAUCACGGCUCUGAACAUGUGGUGGAUGGAGUGAGAUACGCUGCAGAGCUCCAUGUUGUUCAUUGGAAUUCAGACAAAUAUCCCAGCUUUGUUGAGGCAGCUCAUGAGCCAGAUGGACUAGCUGUUUUGGGAGUAUUUUUACAGAUUGGUGAACACAAUUCUCAACUGCAAAAGAUUACUGACAUUUUGGAUUCCAUUAAAGAAAAGGGUAAACAAACUCGAUUCACGAAUUUUGACCCAUUAUCUCUGCUUCCUCCGUCCUGGGACUACUGGACAUACCCUGGUUCCCUUACGGUCCCACCUCUUCUUGAGAGUGUCACAUGGAUCGUUUUAAAACAACCUAUAAAUAUCAGCUCUCAACAGCUGGCCACGUUCCGCACUCUCCUCUGUACCUCGGAGGGCGAAGCAGCAGCUUUUCUGUUGAGCAAUCACCGUCCGCCACAGCCUCUGAAGGGCCGAAAAGUGAGAGCCUCUUUCCAUUAAAAGUUGUCACCAGUCGACCACCCCAAACAAGUCGGUGCAGAAAAAAACAAAACACAAAAAUCCCUAGUAACAGUUCUUUCCCAGGAUUCUGGUUUACAGGUACCAUAUGGCUGCUGUCAGCUUCAGUACCACAAAGAUCAGAUCUCUUUAAUCAAACUAAUAACUUAACUCAUCUGUCUCAGAUUUUCCC
This is a messenger RNA of Panthera uncia (snow leopard), 1100 nucleotides long. RefSeq names its product carbonic anhydrase 13 (gene CA13). The transcript has 7 exons. Gene Ontology annotation, cellular component: cytoplasm. Gene Ontology annotation, molecular function: carbonate dehydratase activity; zinc ion binding. Bases 122 to 910 code for a protein of 262 amino acids. Lineage: Eukaryota; Metazoa; Chordata; Mammalia; Carnivora; Felidae. The record is from RefSeq and is a predicted model, not a curated record.